AUGAACACCGCAGGUCCUUCGCGUCUGCCCAAAUAUUCUCGACACUCGUCUCGUCCAGUUUACAACAUUGAUGACCAAAGAAAUGAACCAUCUAAAUGUGAAGAGUACCCGGUGUACAAUGUGGGAGAGUCCGAUGAGUUGAUAUCAUGUUGCAUCGGGGGCGUUGACAUUACCAUGCUAAUCGAUUCUGGCUCGAAGCAUAACCUGAUCGAUGACACGACGUGGGAAAUGAUGAAACUGCAGGGCAUACAUAUUCGAAAUGAGAGAUUUGAUCAUGAUAAACGGUUCUUGGCGUAUGGGCGUGUUCCGUUGAAACUAGUUACAGUCUUCGACGCAGAUCUGGAAAUCAACGAUGCUGGGAAGUUGUUGAAAACAAGCGCCUCUUUCUACGUCAUCGAGAAAGGGCAACAGCCAUUGCUUGGCAAGAUAACUGCGCAGAAAAUUGGAGUACUACAGAUUGGUUUGCCUAGUUCACAAAAUGCGUUGGUGCGAAGAGUCGACACAGUAAAAGAGCCGUUUCCCAAAAUGAAAGGUAUAACUCUCAGUCUGCCCAUUGAUAGAUCUGUUUCGCCCGUAAUCCAACCUCUUCGUCGCUGCCCGAUCCCUCUACUACAACAAGUCGAGGUUAAAUUGAAUGAACUGUUGCAGUUGGACAUAAUAGAGAAAGUAACCCAACCUACGUCAUGGGUCUCCCCAUUGGUUCCAAUUCUGAAGGACAACGGCGAACUACGACUCUGCGUAGACAUGCGAAGAGCGAACCAGGCCAUUCAGAGACUAAAUCACCCUCUGCCGAUAUUCGACGAUAUGCUUCCUAAAUUUAGAAACGCUAAAUUGUUCACGACUCUGGACAUAAAACAAGCAUUCCAUCAGGUAGAACUUUCGGAGGACUGCCGCGAUGUGACUACGUUUGUAACAAAUUGGGGAUUGUUCCGCUAUAAACGGCUUCUCUUUGGGGUGAAUUGCGCCCCCGAGCUGUUCCAAAAUCUGAUGGAAAGUAUUCUCGCGGAGUGUGAAAACACAGUAGUUUUCAUUGACGACAUUAUGAUUUUUGGAUCCACUGAAGAAGAACACGACUUGGCGGUGAAGCACACCUUAAGUGUUUUGAACCGCUACGGCAUUAUGUUAAACAUUCACAAAUGCAAAUUUAAACAAACGGAGAUUUCGUUUUUGGGUCACAUACUCUCUCCAGAAGGUGUCGCCCCAGCCGAUGAAAAAGUCCAGUCAAUACUGCAGUUCAGACCACCUCAAUCGAAAGAAGAGCUACGAAGCUUUCUUGGCUUAGUGACCUACGUGUCACGUUUUAUUCCGAAUUUGGCAACGGUGAACUAUCCCCUGAGAGAGUUACUCAAACGAGAGGCAGGGUUCGAUUGGAAGCGAGAACAUCAGGAAUCAUUUGAUCAGCUGAAGCGUAUGAUUGGAUCUCUUCAUCACCUCGGGUAUUAUGACCCCAAAGACCGAACAUUACUUAUCACGGAUGCAUCGGGAGUUGGCCUAGGCGCUGUGUUAUUGCAGUUCAAAAACAAUCAACCAAGGGUCAUCGAAUACGCUUCAAAAAGUCUUUCGGAAACUGAGAAAAAGUACCCGCCGAUCGAAAAGGAAGCUCUUGCAAUCGUAUGGGGAGUAGAGCGCUUCAAGAUCUAUCUUCUUGGAAUACAUUUUGAGUUGGAGAUGGACCACAGGCCGCUGGAAGCCCUUUUCACUGCGACAUCGCGACCUACCGCAAGAAUCGAGCGUUGGAUGCUGAGGAUCCAAGCUUUCAAGUUCAAAGAAGCUGCUGCAAUCGAUAUUGAAGAAGUAAUCCAGGCUACCGCUUCGGAUCAGGAGAUGCAGAAGUUGAAAGUAUGCAUCAUCAACGAUUCUUGGAACGAUGAGAGUCUGAAGCAGUAUACUCCGUUUCGCAAUGAGCUAACAUACGUGAACUCGCUUAUCUUGCGAGGAUCCAAACUCAUCAUUCCAAAAAGCCUGCGCCCAAGGAUGCUUCAGAUAGCACAUGAAGGACAUCCUGGACAGUCCGUCAUGAAACGCCGUUUACGGGAGAGAUGCUGGUGGCCUGGCCUAGAUGAAUCUGCGGUAGAUACCUGUGUGGCCUGCGAAGGAUGUCGUUUGGUUCAGCUUCCGGAUCCACCCGAGCCAAUGAUGCGACGAAAACUACCCGACCGUCCGUGGGUCGAUAUCGCGAUAGACUUCCUGGGGCCCAUGCCAUCCGCGGAGUAUAUACUAGUGGUGAUCGACUACUAUAGUCGAUAUAUGGAGUUGGAGGUGAUGAGCAAAAUAACUGCGCAGGAGACGAUUAAACGUCUAAAACGUAUUUUUCGUACAUGGGGACCUCCACGAACGAUCACGCUAGACAAUGCUAAGCAAUUUGUAUCUUGUGAAUUCGAAGAAUUUUGCCAAACAAACGGUAUUCACCUCAACCAUACGUCACCCUACUGGCCUCAGGCAAAUGGGGAGGUCGAGCGCCAGAACAGGUCACUUUUAAAAAGGAUGAAAAUUGCGAACGCAUUAUAUGACGACUGGAAAGCAGAGCUCAACAGCUAUCUAGAUCUGUACAAUAAUACUCCGCAUACAGUCACCGGAAAAGCUCCUAGCGAACUUCUACAGAACCGAAAGUUGCGUACGAAGCUUCCUUGCAUUGACGAUCUUCAAACAAUCCCACCCAGUACCGAUUUCAGAGAUCAGGACCACGUGAAAAAGAUGCUGGGAAAACAGGGAGAGGAUGUGAAGCGUAGAGCAAAACCGAGUAACAUCUCGGUUGGCGACACAGUCCUCAUGAGGAAUCUUUGCCCGACCAACAAGCUGUCGACCAAUUUCCAUAAGGAGAAAUUCGUGGUAGUGAACAGACACGGCUCGAACGUAACCGUUCAAUCUAAGGAAACUGGGAAAACAUACGAUCGUAACACAUCCCAUUUGAAAACGGUCUCUGAUCCUUUACCGAGUGAUGUCAGUGAGGAAAUCAGGGACCUGGACGCGAAUUUGGAUAGCCAUACAUCGCCGGCUGCAUCUGGUGAACCAGGUAUCAGUACGGAAACACUGCAGAGUUCUGAUAUACCAAUUGACGCUCCGACUCCAGGAUCGGAAUCCAUGGAGUUGUCGCUGCCUUCGGUACAACUACGACGAUCGAAACGAAUGCCGAAGCCCAAGGAAAUCUACAGUCCAUAA
This is a messenger RNA of Aedes albopictus (Asian tiger mosquito), 3159 nucleotides long. RefSeq lists its product as uncharacterized. Gene Ontology annotation, biological process: DNA integration. Lineage: Eukaryota; Metazoa; Arthropoda; Insecta; Diptera; Culicidae. The transcript is spliced from 2 exons. The record is from RefSeq and is a predicted model, not a curated record. Bases 1 to 3159 code for a protein of 1052 amino acids. Gene Ontology annotation, molecular function: nucleic acid binding.